AUGUCAUCCGCACGGGCGAUGUGGUACGUUGCGGGGACGAAGAAGUCCCCUAACGGCACGCUCUACUUAAACUGCAACGUCAAGCCGGGCGCCAGCAAACAGCGCGAAGGGAUCGCGUCAGUAGGCGAUGAUGCAGUCGAGAUAUGUGUUGCAGCACAGGCGCGAGAGGGUGAGGCAAACAAGGCGGUUAUCAAGGUUCUCAGCGAGGUUCUCGACCUUCCCAAGUCGGACUUGCAGAUCACCCAAGGUCUCAAGUCCCGCAACAAGACAGUAGCGGUUUCAGGCGGCUGGAUCAACUCGGGUGAGGAGGAGUGUUUGAAGCGGGUUCGGCAGUACCUUGAGAAGGCCAUGAACGAUGCUUAG
Messenger RNA from Thermochaetoides thermophila DSM 1495, 363 nucleotides. RefSeq lists its product as uncharacterized. The record is from RefSeq and is a predicted model, not a curated record. The transcript is spliced from 2 exons. Gene Ontology annotation, cellular component: cytoplasm. Bases 1 to 363 code for a protein of 120 amino acids. NCBI's taxonomy places the organism in Eukaryota, Fungi, Ascomycota, Sordariomycetes, Sordariales, Chaetomiaceae.